This is a messenger RNA of Lampris incognitus (smalleye Pacific opah), 6164 nucleotides long. Its product is annotated as stromal interaction molecule 1-like. The record is from RefSeq and is a predicted model, not a curated record. The transcript has 13 exons. Bases 120 to 2162 code for a protein of 680 amino acids. Gene Ontology annotation, molecular function: calcium ion binding; protein binding; calcium channel regulator activity. Lineage: Eukaryota; Metazoa; Chordata; Actinopteri; Lampriformes; Lampridae. Gene Ontology annotation, biological process: store-operated calcium entry; intracellular calcium ion homeostasis; activation of store-operated calcium channel activity. Gene Ontology annotation, cellular component: plasma membrane; endoplasmic reticulum.
CUAAGGGGAGGUGGAGUCCGCUGCGGGUUUCACGCCAGGGGAUCAGACCUUUUGCUGCAAUGUUAAGGAGCUGAAACGACCAAUUUCUCGGCUCGGGUAAAUGACAGUAAACGUCAGUGAUGGAGUUGAGCAAAUACCUGACCCUAUGGAUUGUAUGCUUGUGUCUCCUCGGGGAGAGUUUGACAGAAAAAGCGAGCCCUGCCACGUCAGAUCAUCAUCAUCAUCAUAUUGACAGCGGGGUGCCAGAAUUCUGUCGCAUCGAUGAGCCCCUAUGCCAGGAUGAGAAUGCCUGGCUCAGCUUCGAGGCCAUCCGUAGUAUCCACAAGCAGAUGGAUGAUGAUAAAAAUGGAAACGUCGACGUGGCCGAGACAGACGGGUUCCUAAGAGAGGAUCUGAACUACCAUGAUCCCAAGGCCAAGCACAACAGCUUCCAUGGUGAUGACCAGUUCAUCAGUGUGGAGGACUUGUGGAACGCAUGGAAGGGCUCUGAAGUGUAUAACUGGACAGUUGAUGAGGUGGUUGAAUGGCUCAUCACUUACGUGGAGCUGCCACAGUAUGUGGAUGCCUUUCGUAAGAUGCAUUUCAAUGGCAGUGCCAUGCCAAGACUAGCGGUGAAGAAUGCCACACUGACAGUAUCAAUUCUGAAGAUGCUGGAUCGCAGCCACGUCCAAAAGUUACAGCUCAAAUCCUUGGACACCGUUCUGUUUGGAGCCCCAUUGAUGAAUAGACAUAACCAUUUGAAGGACUUCAUGCUGGUGGUCUCCAUAGUCAUCGGUAUGGGUGGCUGCUGGUUUGCCUACAUCCAGAACCGCUACUCCAAGGACCACAUGAAAAAGAUGAUGAAAGACCUGGAGGGCCUGCAAAGAGCUGAGCAGAGUCUACAUGAUCUACAACAAAAGCUACAGAUUGCCCAGGAGGAGCACCGCACAGUGGAGGUGGAGAAGGUGAACCUGGAGCAGAAGCUGAGAGAUGAGAUCAACUCUGCCAAGCAGGAGGCCCAGCGACUCAAAGAGCUGCGCGAGGGCACAGAAAAUGAGCUGAGUCGGCAAAAGUAUGCUGAGGAAGAACUCGAGCAGGUGCGCAUGGCUCUGAAGAAGGCAGAGAAGGAGUUGGAGUCAAGGAGCAGCUGGUCGCCCCCUGAAUCACUCCAGAAGUGGCUUCAGCUCACCCAUGAGGUGGAGGUGCAGUACUACAACAUCAAGAAGCAAAAUGCUGAGAGGCAACUGCUCGUGGCCAAAGAAGGGGCUGAGAAGAUAAAGAAGAAACGAAACACCCUCUUUGGGACUUUCCAUGUGGCACACAGCUCCUCCCUGGAUGAUGUGGACCAUAAAAUCCUGGCAGCAAAACAAGCCCUGGGUGAGGUGACAGCAGCCCUAAGGGAGAGGCUGCAUCGCUGGCAGCAGAUAGAGAUCCUCACAGGUUUCACCAUCGUCCACAAUCCCGGGCUGCCUUCACUGGCCUCAGCCUUGAACCUUGACCCAGGCUUUAUGGGCGGCAGAGCAACACCUCAGCACUUCAUCAUGUCUGACGACCUUGACGAUAUGGACGAGGACAUCUUGCCGCCCGUAGCUGUGCAAUCUCCCAGUAUGAUGUCCCUGCGCCAACGCCACAUUGACCCUCACCUGGCCAUGGGCUCCCAGAGGGACCUAAAUCGCUCUGACUCCGACUCCUCCUUGUCCCUAUCUCAAGUUGGUGAUCGGCUUUCUGCCUACAGCUCCAGAGGCCAUCUGGUAAAACCCAUCUCUCUUAUGCACGGCCAAGCUACCCGUGGUGAUGAAGCAGGCUCGCUGCAUGCCCACACACCCAAUGGGGGCAAUCGCAUCCACGAGGGGGGAAGUCAGCCAGAGCCGGUCCCAGACAGCCCCAUUCUCAUGAAGAAGGUGUAUGGCAUCGAAAAGUCAACUAGCCUGGGAGAAAUCAACAGCCUGUCCAUGUCUGAGUCCUCCCGCUCCCUCAGCCCCACCUCCACCGAACCUGACACGCCGUCACCGACAGGAGGGCAGUCAGGGGCCAUAGGGGCCAAAGUCAAUAGCCGCAUCCCCCAGCUCUCCUCCAAGAAGAGCCCCCUGGAGGAGGACAGUGGCUCGACAGGUGAAGACACAGAUUCCGUUGCCAGCCGCAAGAAACACACCUUUAAGAUCUUCAAGAAACAGAAGAAAUAAGGGCUAUGAACUAAAAGAUAUUAGAAACCGUUUGACUGUAUUCCUUUGUUUUUUGUUUUGUUAAUGGUCAACGAACGAUGGCAUAAUUUGUUGCCAUAUCAUUUUGUAAGUACCUGCUCUGAGUACUUUAGAAAGCAAUCAGCUACUCACUUGUGUCUCCUUAUUUGGUCAAUGUUGAAUAUGUGGGUCUUGGGUAAUGGGUUGGGUUGUAUAUUGCAAUGUAAAGUACUAUUUAUUCUGCAGGAAAUGUGCCAGUCUAUCAAAGGGAAAUAAGUCCCCGGGUGUUUUUCUUUCUUGUACUUCGAUCUAUAUCAGUUUGCAUGUCUUCAUUUAUGUUUGAUUGAUGCUCGAAUGCUCUUAGUGUUUGCUUGAUUCUUGUCCUUAAGCUACUUAGGCAACACAUUUUCUUUCAAUAUUCGAACCUCGUAUCCGAAGAACCCAAAACGAAUCCACUCUCACUGACUCCGUUUGACAAAACAGGUAGCCAUGGUAAGGAAAAAUCCGCUUCAUUUGUCAUCUUCUCAGUGGAGGAAUGGCACAUUUGAGUGGUCCUCGUAAACUGGCAAACUACAAUGCAGACAAUUUACUAAAUGAUUCUCUGAAGUCAAAUGAACUUGUGAAAAAUAUUGAAAGACUGUUAGUUCAGUGUUUAUUUUGGCUCGCCAGCCUCACAAAUCUAAAGAAGGGCAAUCGUGACUGAUAACUGGUCUUAUGAAUGUGUUAUACAUGCCUAGCUGGCGGUGUCUUUGUACCAAAUACCAAAUUACAUGCAACAUGGACUCAUCCAGAGCAGAGUAUUGCUCUCAAAAACAAUUAAAAUAACACAAGACUAAAACUUAAAAAACUAAUGAUUCUGUCAUAAAAUUGAGCUGGUGCAUUCAGUGCUAGGAUUGCUUGGAUGCUUGCUUAUAUAUAUAUAUAUAUAUAUAUAAGCAUAUACUAGGUUCAUCACUGUGCCUUUAGUAAAGCACAGAGAUGGCAUGGGUCCAAUGAGUGGCAUUUGCAAGCGUAAAACUCUAGACACAUGGAGGGGUUAGCCCUUCAGAGUCUCCAAACAUGGCCAAAGGCCGUGUGUAGAGCCCUUCCUGAUAUGUCCACCCAAGGCUUUUUAUUAACAUGAACAUAACUUGGUCCAUGUGGCAGUGGCAGGUUGACUUACUGGUUUUCACUGUGGCCUCCCAGCAAGAUGGUCCUGGAUUUGAUUCCAGUUGAGCUUUGGUGUGUGUGAAUGACUGGAUAUGUUUGGCCCUGUGAUGGACUGUCAGUCUAUCCAGGGUCUCUCCUUGCCUUUCGCCCAGUGUCUGCUGGGAUAGCUUUGAAUUUAAUAAACUCGGGAUAGACAACGAAUGGAUGGGUAACUUUCUCAAGAACUUGUUGGAUGUAAAGCCUAAGUCACUAUUGAUUUGUAGUCUGCACAAAACGGGCUUUUGGUUGAUCCUAACGUAAGCUUGCUAAUCUUGCUUCACGAGCUCCUGAUCGACCCGUUUUUAGGUCACUGUGUAACCAUGAUCUAAAUUUGUGUGAGAAUCUCCCUCUUGUGGCACAUAUGGGAUCUAACUUUUGAGUUUCAUUUUAAAUGUGGAUGAUUUUCAGAGUUGUAGUGAAUCAGUUAAACGGCGUGCAAGUUAAGGUUUGAUUCUUGGGUUACUGCUGUCUUCCCUCUUUUCUAUUUAAAAAUCUUAUGUGGACACUGAAUGCUUUUCAACAAUCGGUAUUAGUCGGUUAGGAAGGGGGGCUUAAAAGCCCCAAAUAAAUUUGAACCCCUUUAGUGUGAGUAGUGGUAACCUGGUAAAGUUGUAUUAAAGCUUAAAUUGCAACUUUUCUCCGUUAGUAAGUUAUUUUAUGUAUCUGGGUCAUGGAGUCAGGUGACAUCAGACUCUAACCAGCAUCCUCCGACUCCCUGUUGUUGUUGAAAACAACUCAAGCAGGAACAAGUAUUGAAACGUGAUGCCGAUGUAGCGAUACUUUUGUUAGACAAAUAAUACUACUGUAGAAAAGUGUUGCAAUAUUUUUUGAUGAAGUUUUUAAAUACAUUAAACUGCCUGCAUUAGCUUUGGUCCGAUGAUGCCAUUUUUACAAGGGUGCAGGCAGUUUACUGGCAAGCUGACAACACGAGUGACAAUGGCUGCUACACCUUGUUUGCAAUCCCAAGAAAAUCCAUUGCAGCAGGUCUAUUUCUGUCUGCCUCCUACGUUGACCUAUAUUGGAGUAUCUUUCUACUGUAAUAUUGAUUCUUUCUAGAACUGUCACAUCAUGUUUCAAAUGGAACAAAUGUCAAGAAAAGUCGCAGGUUGCAGCUUUAAUGGACACUGCAACUCCUGCUCUUAUAUGCUGUGAAAUUCUUUUGGCUUGCUCCCUGUUUUUCAGGGGUCGCCACAGCAGAUUUUAUAGUUUCUGUCAGUACCUUGUGAGGGCAUAUCACCAAAGGCAGCCGUUGUUAACCCGGACCUCGACCGAUCCUGUAUGGUCUUGUCAAUCCCUAUUCUGAUUUGGCAAAAUGUUACAUUGAAUGCCCUUGCUGACACAACCACUAACCCUAUGGACGGGUCGCAUCAGGCUGUUCCGUAGUGGUUGAUGUAGUGGUUGAUGGCAUAGUCCAGCGACGGGAGCUGGUAGUUUGAGCCAAAGACGGCUGCCUCGCAUGCAUACGAGAGCAACACUUCCUGAUUUAUAUUGUCACUGCUUAGCAGACACUCCAUUUCAAGGAAGUUAAUGAUGAUGCCAUAUACAUAUAUAUGCUGAAUAUUUUAUUUAAAUCAGCAAGGCAAACCACUGAAAUUUUGCCUUUUACAGUGUAGAGAUGGGAUUGAAUGAAUUAGUUUGCCUGCGGUCACCAUUUUCUCUCAAUUAGUUAAGCUACUGUAUAUACCAAUUUAUGAUUGUCAGCUUGUGGCGUAUUUAAUUAGGCACGAUAGUUAGCCGAAAACAUUUAAUUACAUAUCCAUCUCCAAACGUCCUUAGAUCCGAACAUCUAAACAUCAGGGCCAGUCAUGUCAAAGUGCCAAACCGCUAUUAAUAUAGGGGCCUUUCCAGUAAUUAGUCAUAUCGCACGUGUUUCCUUGGGGCCCUUUCAUGCCAGACACAAAGCACCCAAUAAGUCACCCCCCUACCAAUUGUCUUUGAAAUGACCGUUGUCUUCUUUCCAACCAAAUUGUCAAGGAAAAAAAAAGUUAAUUUAUAUGAUUUUGUAAGUCAAUGUCUGGUCAGUUUACACAGUGGGUUACUGUUGGAGCAACAGUUAUUCCCUGUCGGUAUGUUUACUUGAAUUGCACACAUUACUGAGUGUGUACCGGAGAAAUUUAAUCUUCCAGUCACUACAACCAGGAAUAUUCUGUCUUUUCUUUUUUUUUUUUCGAUGGCUGCAUAUGAGCACAGAACUAUGCAUCAAAAUUAAUUUGGACUCGAGUGGUAGACCCACGGUUAAGAGUAGUGGUGUUGCUUGUACACCUAGUGUGGUCCUGAGUAUACUGAAAGUACCAAAUAGUGCUGCAAAUAACACCAACGCCCCCCCCCCCCAACAGAAGCCUGUUGGUGUAAGAGAUGAUAUGGAUGUAGAAGACAUUGCUAAAUAUUUUGUUAAACAGUCAGCUGAAAAUAUGAAUUUCCUACUGGUACUUUUUUUAAAUUGUCCAUUUGUACUUCUUUUGCACGACGAAGCUGUUAAUGGGUUACGCUCUCGGUGUAUGUGUGUGUGGGUGUGUUGUGUGUAUGUAUGUACGUGUGUGAGUGUGUGUGAGUGAGUGAUGUUUGAGCGUGUGUCAAUCUGUCCGCUCCCAGUAUAAUGCACUGUCAUGUUGAUGCAUGUCAACUGCUAUAAUGAAACAUGUAUUGAGUUGAGGAGGGGAUCAACUGGAGCAUUUAACUCUUUACCCUGUCUUCUAUCCACUUCUCCUUUUGAGCUUCUAUUUAUGAAUACAUAUAUUUGUACAGAGAAAAUAAUUUUUGCAUCUCCUGUGAUGUUCCAGACUUUGAUGGCACCCCUGCAUGAUAGCAAUAAAGUAU